Molecule: messenger RNA, 2956 nt
Organism: Lagenorhynchus albirostris (white-beaked dolphin)
Lineage: Eukaryota; Metazoa; Chordata; Mammalia; Artiodactyla; Delphinidae
Product: charged multivesicular body protein 4b-like
Exons: 1
Coding region: 2246-2905 (219 amino acids)
Biological process (GO): late endosome to vacuole transport via multivesicular body sorting pathway; vesicle budding from membrane
Cellular component (GO): multivesicular body; ESCRT III complex; cytoplasmic side of plasma membrane
Source: RefSeq, a predicted model, not a curated record
CUUCGUUGUUUCUGGGAUUCUGUCUCUGUCUCGGUGUGUGUCUCUGCGAGGGAGUGUGUGAACUGCUUUCUGUUGGGUUUGGUGGAGUCUCCCACCCCAUCUCCUGGUGGUCUUGACCACAGAUCCCCGGCCGCUACCCGGGUUCAGAGGACCUCCCUGAAGCCGGACGGGUGGGAUCUUGGUCCCCUCCUCCGCUACCUCUCCCCGCGCCUUCCACGCCACCCUCUCCAUUCAUUCCCUAAAAAAAGCUCAAGUUCCCCGGCCUCCGCUUUCCCAGAAGUUGGCGCGGGUUCUGGGGGAGCUGGCUGCAGAAAAUGGUGGGCUCAGCUCUGGUCUGGACGACUCGGAAGACCUGGCAGUUUUCUGAAUGACUGGGCUCAUCUAGAGGAGACUUGCUUUUCUCAUCUGUGAAAUGGCUGCCAUUCAUCCUACUCUGUGCAGGGCCCUGCACUGGGCAUUCACGAUACACAACCCUCAGACGUACUCCUUGGCAUCAAGGAGCUGACAGUUUAGUGGAGCAGAUAAGCUUCUGAAUAGAAGGAUAUCCAAAGAAGGCAUUGGGGAUUAGGCACACCUGGCGGCUUGGGGAAGGUUUGAGAGAGGAAGAGCCUUAAAUUGGGUUUUGGAGGAUGAAUAGGAGGUCAUCAAGAAGAAGCUAAUGGCGCGUUCCAAGGCGGCUGGGCCUGUCGGCCUCUUGUGGCUGGAGUAGCUAGGAGUGAUUGGCGCUUCAGGCUCCAGCUGCUUCUACGGGUGUGUGAAGAACCGGAGCAAGAUGUGAUGGUAGUAGUGGAAUUAUUUGGGCACGUGAGAAAGGGAGAUUAUUUUCUGAUCUUUCUCUGCAAAUGAUGCAAAGUGGUUUACAUUGAAUGAGUGAGUGAGUGAGCAAAUGAAAAAAUAUACAGCCCUGGACCUUAGAAAUAACCAGAUACAUACUUCUGAUUUUAUGCUUGAUAAACAGCGGUCUUUCUCUUGUUCCCUUCACAUGUCUAACUCUUUAAGAGUCUUCCUUCAAAAGUCUCGGUAUGCUAAAUCAGGAUUGGAUGCCAGUGAGUUCUUAUAUGACCUGCCUUGAGUUUUCUUUGACCUAGUCAUGCAAAACCCCUUUUAGGAAAUCACUAAGGCUUAUAUACCAAAACAUAUAGCUUCAAUGCACUUAUCUGGCUGGAAUUUUGUAAUCAGAAGAUCCAGGAAGAUGCUGUUUAAUCCCAGUGCAUUUUUACCUUUGGUAUACUUUACAGUGAGAGGUGCUGUUAGCCGUUUAGCAUCUAGGGUCUCCACAGUUCCUAGUCUGACUGUGCUCUAAACACUUCUGUCUGUGGUAGCAUGUGUUCAUCUUUCAGUUUGCCCAUAGACUUGAUGCUUCUUAAGUUAAAGGGGCUGAGUUUUAACCAUCAUUGUAUCUCCAGAGCCUGGCAUGGAGCUUGGCAGAUAGUAGGUGCUGAGUAAUAUUUAUGGAAUGAAUGAGGAGACUGAGGAGGCCCUCAGAGGAGAAACGUGUUUCUGUCAUUAAAUUUGACAUUUAUCAAGCCUUUAUCUUGUGCCAGGCACUGUGCUAAGUGCUGAACGUGCAACAUCUCAUCUCCUAAAAAACCCAUUUUUCAGAUAAGAAAGUGGAGACAGAAAGAUGAAGCAGUUCAUUUAGCUUUAUAGCCUGCAAGGAGUACUGAGGUUUGGAACUCAAACCUGUGAUCUUUUUUUUUUUUGGCUGCGUUGGGUCUUUGUUGCUGCACGCGGGCUUCAGUAGUUGCAGUGCACGGGCUCAGUAGUUGUGGCUCAUGGGCUCUAGAGCACAGGCUCAGUAGUUAUGGUGCACAAGCUUAGUUAUUCUGUGGUAUGUGGGAUCUUCCCAGACCAGGGAUCGAACCCGUGUCCCCUGCAUUGGCAAGCGGAUUCUUAACCACUGAACCACCAGGGAAGUCCCAAACCUCUGAUCUUAAUCAUUAUUGUCAUAUGGCCCUACAGUCUAGGUCCCGGGCUGAGAUUCCUGGGUAGCAGGGUUCCUGAGUCCUGCUGUGUUGUCAUGGGUCUCCCCAGAAUGCCUCUUCUCACCCACACUUUUUGUUAUUACUGACCUCACCUGUGAGAUGUCCAGUGCACUGUGGAUUACAUUUCCUGUUCAGUCCUAUGGUCAUAGCACUGUUAAAAAUACCAUUCUUUGGAGUCAGAAUUUCUACAUCAUUUUAAGACUCUAUUGGGGAGGGGGAGUAUAUUGUGAUUGGGGGAUAAAAAACUGUGUGGCCAGAUUAUGUCAUUAGUAAUUAAAAAGUCACUUGAGGGCAAGGGCGGCCCGACCCCCCAGGCGGCCAUCCAGAGGCUUCGGGACACGGAGGAGAUGCUAAGUAAGAAACAGGAAUUCCUGGAGAAGAAGAUCGAGCAGGAGCUGACAGCCGCCAAGAAGCACGGCACCAGAAACAAGCGCGCUGCCCGCCAGGCACUGAAGCGCACGAAGAGGCACGAAAAGCAGCUGGCACAGAUCGACGGCACACUGUCAACCAGCGAGUUCCAGCGAGAGGCCCCGGAGAAUGCUAACACCAACACCGAGGUGCUCAAGAACAUGGGCUAUGCCGCCAAAGCCAUGAAGGCUGCCCACGACAACAUGGACAUCGAUAAAGUUGAUGAGUUAAUGCAGGACAUUGCUGACCAGCAGGAACUUGCAGAAGAGAUUUCAACAGCUAUUUCAAAAUCUGUAGGGUUUGGAGAAGAGUUUGACGAGGAUGAGCUCAUGGCAGAAUUAGAAGAACUAGAACAGGAGGAACUAGACAAGAAUUUGCUGGAAAUCAGUGGACCGGAAACAGUCCCUCUACCAAAUGUUCCUUCUAUAUCCCUACCAUCAAAACCCACCAAGAAGAAGGAAGAGGAAGACGACGACAUGAAGGAAUUAGAGACCUGUGCUGGAUCCAUUUAACUGGUCCAGCGCGGGCUGGGCCCAGACAGACUCUGGUGGCCUGCGAGGCGG